AUGGCCUCCCCUUACUCCCUCCGCAAGGUUGGUGCUCCCAACACCUUGGAGCACCGUGUCUACAUCGAGAAGGAUGGCGUUCCCGUCUCCCCCUUCCACGACAUCCCCCUUUACGCCAACCAGGAGCAGACCAUCCUGAACAUGGUUGUUGAGAUCCCCCGCUGGACCAACGCCAAGCUCGAGAUCUCCAAGGAGGAGCUCCUCAACCCCAUCAAGCAGGACAUCAAGAAGGGCAAGCUUCGCUACGUCCGCAACUGCUUCCCCCACAAGGGCUACCUCUGGAACUACGGUGCCUUCCCCCAGACCUGGGAGGACCCCAACGCCAUCCACCCCGAGACCAAGGCCAAGGGUGACAACGACCCUCUCGAUGUCUGCGAGAUCGGUGAGCUUGUUGGCUACACCGGCCAGGUCAAGCAGGUCAAGGUCCUUGGUGUCAUGGCCCUGCUCGACGAGGAGGAGACCGACUGGAAGGUCAUUGUUAUUGACGUGAACGACCCCUUGGCCCCCAAGCUCAACGACGUCGAGGACGUCGAGCGCCACCUGCCCGGUCUCCUGCGCGCCACCAACGAGUGGUUCCGCAUCUACAAGAUUCCCGACGGAAAGCCCGAGAACCAGUUCGCCUUCACCGGCGAGUGCAAGAACAAGAGAUGCCGCAGCUACGCCAUGGACGUCGUCCGCGAGUGCGCCGAGGCUUGGGAGAGACUCAUCACCGGCAAGACCCAGGCCGGCAGCGUGUCCACCGCCAACACCACCGUCAGCCAGUCCCCCGCCCGCAUCGGCUCUGACCAGCUCCCUCCUCUGCCUCCUAACCAGGACCUCCCCGCCGAGAAGAUUGACGCUUCCAUUGACAAGUGGUUCUUCAUCAGCGGUGCCUCCGCAUAA
Colletotrichum spaethianum is the source of this 882-nucleotide messenger RNA. RefSeq names its product inorganic pyrophosphatase. NCBI's taxonomy places the organism in Eukaryota, Fungi, Ascomycota, Sordariomycetes, Glomerellales, Glomerellaceae. The record is from RefSeq and is a predicted model, not a curated record. Gene Ontology annotation, cellular component: nucleus; cytoplasm. Gene Ontology annotation, biological process: phosphate-containing compound metabolic process. Gene Ontology annotation, molecular function: magnesium ion binding; inorganic diphosphate phosphatase activity. The transcript is spliced from 5 exons. Bases 1 to 882 code for a protein of 293 amino acids.